Messenger RNA from Cuscuta campestris, 3097 nucleotides. The record is from the annotation of a GenBank genome assembly. NCBI's taxonomy places the organism in Eukaryota, Viridiplantae, Streptophyta, Magnoliopsida, Solanales, Convolvulaceae.
GGAGUCAUCCUUUUGCUUGGUUGUGUUGUUUUCAUCAUCACUCAUACUCCUCUGUCAUUCUAUGGUGGCACACUGUCUCUCCUCCCUACUGGCACCGUCACCACCAUUGUCGUCUGUGAAGAAGAAACGUUGCCACGAUGAUGAGAUGGCUGCCUUGCUCCAAUUCAAGCAUAGCUUUGUGAUCAGCACCAGUACCUGCAAUGACAAUGACUGGAAUUAUGCUCCUCCGGAACCUAAAGCAGAAUCAUGGAAAGAAGGUGGCGAUUGCUGCUUCUGGGAUGGUGUGGAGUGUGACGAACAAACUGAUCAUGUCAUCGGCUUAGACCUCAGUCACAGUUGCCUCUUCGGGUCCAUAAGCUCCGGCAGCUCCCUCUUUAGCCUUACUCACCUCCAAAGGCUUGACCUCUCCUUCAAUGACUUCAACUCUUCUCCCAUACCAUCUGCAGUCGGAAACCUCUCAAGUCUCACUUAUCUCAAUCUGUCCGAUUCGAGCCUAACUGGCCAAAUCCCACAACAGCUCUCCAAUAUUUCCACUUUGGUUUCACUUGAUCUAUCUAAUAAUCUCGGUUUGGAACUUCAACAGUUGAUCAACGUCUCUUCUUCUGGGGACCUUCGCUCAAAUUUCUUGUCUUUGGAAUCUCUUGAUGUUUCUUGGUGUGAUCUGAAGGGCGAGUUUCCUGUGGCCAUUUUUGAUCUCCCGAAACUCAAGAUGCUCAAUCUAAGUAACAAUGACGAUCUUAAAGGCUAUUUGCCCGACUUCCAUGUAGGGAGUCCUCUUACAUCGUUGCGGCUCUCUCAUACAAGUUUUGGGGGAGUGUUGCCUCCCUCCAUUGGAAAUCUUGCCUCUUUGGAAGAUAUAGACAUCUCCAAUUGCAAUUUUACCGGGAAGCUUCCGAUGACACUCGGUAAUCUCACUCAGCUUGUUUCUUUUAAUUUAUGGGGUGCUAAAUACUUCAGCGCCGGUAAUGACUGGUUCGUCCCUCAUAGUAAUCACUUCAGCCCAGAUAGUCUUACUAGUACUUCAUUAUCCUGGAUUGGUAAGCUCACCAAACUCACUCAUUUGAAAGUUCCACACUUGAACUUGACAGGUGAGAUCCCGUCUUGGCUCGCGAACCUCACUCAGCUCAUACACAUCGACUUGUCUCACAAUCAGUUUACCGGUCAAAUACCAUCCAAUUUUAGUCCCCUACUUGAGAGGUUGGACCUUUCGUAUAACAAUUUGGAAGGCACUAUUCCUACAAAUCUAUCUUGUCUUCGUCACCUUCAUAGUCUUUCACUUGAUCAUAAUAGAUUUGUCGGAUUGGUGGAGCUAAGCUUAUUCUCUUCCCUCAAAAAUUUAACUUCAUUUAUCAUAUCGCAUAAUAAUUUGUCGUUGAACCUAACCAAUAUUAGUUCAAAAAAUCUCAACUUUCCAAACCUACAAUUUUUAGGAUUGGCUUCUUGCAAUCUAUCUGAGUUUCCUACGUUCUUGCAUCACAACAAAAGACCAUUUGAACACCUUGAUCUUUCCAGUAAUAGUCUUAGAGGUCAAAUUCCUCCAUGGAUUUGUGAUCUUGGUCAGAAUUCUAAAACUGGCCUCUAUCUGAACCUCUCUCAUAACCUUUUAACGGGUUUUCAACAAGAACAUCCUCUCUUUCAUCCUCGGGUUAGAAUAAGAAGUUUAGACCUUAGGAAUAAUAAGCUACAAGGAUCUCUCCCAAUCCCACCAUCUUCCUCCACCUCCACUUUUUCAACUUUCCUGGUUUCAAACAACAGUUUGUCAGGUGAAGUGUCACAACUCAUUUGUAAUUUCACUUCCCUUUUGCAUCUUGAUUUGUCAUUCAAUAGUUUGAGUGGAAAGCUUCCCCAAUGUUUGAGUCAUUUUAGCAAUUUUCUUUCAUUGCUGGAUUUGGGAGGAAACAAGUUUUCUGGAAAUAUUCCGUCAAUGUGGAAAAAUGGAUGUUACCUGAAAAUGAUUAGUAUGAGCCACAAUCAAUUACAAGGGCAGAUACCUAGGUCAUUAGCAAAUUGUACAUGGCUGAAAUUUGUUGAUUUUGGUAACAACCAAAUAACUGAUACUUUUCCGUUUUGGCUGGGAAGAAUUCGAGUGUUGAAUGUCCUUAUAUUGCAAUCAAACCGUUUUUAUGGUGUAAUUAACAAUGACUUUGGAUUCUCAAACCUUCGAGUCAUCGACUUAUCCAACAACACUUUUAGAGGAAAUUUGCCAUCAAAGUUUGUUAACACCUCGAAUCCCAUGAGAGCGUUACUUUCAAGUCGCAUUAUGAAAUACAUGGAGCAGACAUUGGAACCGAAUGCCAUUUGGGGUUUUGAAGAAUUCGGCCCAUUUGAUUACUCAAUAACCAUGCAUAACAAGGGUUUGGACAUGAACUAUAUGAAGGUUCCGGAUACGUUUUGUGGCAUAGAUUUCUCCUCCAACUAUUUUGAAGGACAGAUUCCUGAUGUGUUUGGACAUCUUGCGGGGCUUCAGCUGCUGAAUCUUUCCCGAAACCAUCUCAGCGGUCACAUACCAUCUUCCUUUUCAAACAUGAAGAAUUUAGAAUCUUUGGAUCUCUCCCGAAACCAACUCUCGGGACAUAUUCCAAUGGAACUCACAAAACUCACUCCUCUUUCAUCACUUGAUGUGUCAUUUAACAACCUCUCUGGCCCUAUACCACAAGGAAACCAGUUCUGUACCUAUGACUCCAAAUCAUAUCAGGGGAAUCCGGGAUUGUUUCUUGAAACUUGGAGUAAGCAGUGUGGCAAUGCGAGAUCUUUGCCUCAACCACAGCAGCCUCCAUCCACUACGGAUGAUGAUGAUGAUGGCCUUAAAAUAAAGUGGAUGAUAAUAUUGACUGGAUUUGCCAGUGGUUUGGUUGGUGGAUUGAUCUUUGGGAACGAGCUGACUACGAGAAAACACUAUUGGUUCGUCAAGACUUUCGCAAGUAUACAGAGAUGGUAUGCGCGAGAUCAGGGGAAUCUUAGGUCCUAAUCAUUUUCAGCUGUGUUUGGGGUCGGAAUGAGAAAUAAAUGGUCGGGGACGUGUUUGUACUUCGCAGUAUUAGUAAAAUCAGCAUUUGAAAACGAUAGGUUUUUAAAACACUAAAACUGAACUCUAAGG